GCAAAAACAUGCUCAGCAAAUAUUCCCAAGCAACGUCGGCGUAUUUCACAGACAGACAAGGAGGAAUCUGCGACGAGGUGAUGAUAAUUUAUAGCAAUGGCUUCCUGGAUGAGACUUGGUCUGACACUGACACUGGUGUUUAUCUUUGGAGUGUACGUCUACUGGACCGUGUGGUUGAAACUCUCGGAGGUACCAAGCGCAGCGACCAAUAGUUUUUCACCGCCACAAAUUCUCUCUUCCGGGAUGCAAGUGGCCUUCAACAAAGACACGAAGACUCUUAAGACCCUGUUACAACGUUAUGAAGACCCAACCCUUCUGCAACCAGAAAUCACCGUCGUAACAGCAUAUUUUAACAUUGGCUCCUUCGCCAAAGGCAGCAUGUCUAACAUGUACACACCUAGCCGUUAUAUGAACUGGAUGAAGGUGUUUGGCAGCAUCAGGAACAACCUUGUAGCAUAUACGGAUUCCAGAGAUGUCUUUGAUUUACUCACGGGCCUCAGACGUAGGUUCCCUAGCAACAUUACAAAGGUAUUUCUAAUAGAUAGGGCCAAUCUGUGGUCCUUCUCUUUGGCAAAAGAAAUUCGAAAUAUUUACAGUCAGCCUAACUAUCCACGUCAUCAUCCAAACACAGUAAAUGAGAACUACUCAUGCGCGAUGCAUGCAAAGUUUGAGCUAGUUAACAAAGUCUUAAUGGAAGAACUGUUUCCUACCAAAUAUUUUUGUUGGUUGGAUAUUGGACUCUUUCGUGCUCUUGUUGACGAUACCUCGAUCUUCAAGCUUCAAGUACCAGACAAAUGGGACAAACGCAAAGUCGCCUAUAGCCGUGUGUAUGAUUUUAAUGAUAAAGCAACAACAGAGAGCGUAAUCAAAGGAAACCAGGUAUGGGUAGGUGGUGCCAUGUUUCUUGGAACGCCUGAAGUGUUGCACAGUUAUACUGAAGACUACAUGAAUACAGUCAAGAUGUUGCUGAAACGACGUUUAAUGAACACCGACCAGCAGGUCAUAUACUCAAUGUAUCUCCCAUUGUCUGAAUUCAAGCCUCGGGUACAAAUCCAGUUAUUUUCCCAAACGAAAAACCGUUAUGAUCCUUGGUUUUACCUUGGUUACUUGUGCAGGGAGACUUUUCAGAACGCAAAAAUGACUCCCAGACCCUGAGUGAGUGAGUGAGUGAGUGAGUGAGUGAGUGAGUGAGUGCGUGCGUGUCCGCGAGUGCGUGAUUCUGUUUUAUUUUGUGUGUGGCAAGAACGUUUCCCUUUGAAAUACACGCGUCUUUUUAUCUGCACUCUAUAGAUAUAAUUUUAACAGUUUGUGAGCAAAGUAUGAGGUUCCACUUUCUUCCGAUUUCUAUUUAUUGACGAGCUAAAAAACAACAAUCGAUAAUAUAUAUACACAUAUAAUGCCGAAGCCCGCAAUCUAUCAAUGACUCAAUUUGUGUAUUAUCAUAGUGUGACACUCAAAGAAGGACAUGACAUUUUUACGUCGUAAAUAAAAAUAUACAUUUGGAAAAAAUCGUGUCCAUCUUUGAAAAUGGUAUUUGUCCCGCUGCACAGCAGUACAAGAAUCUGUACCAAAAUGACGUGCUCACAAAAUAGAAGAAUUUGUGAUCCA
Molecule: messenger RNA, 1608 nt
Organism: Haliotis rubra (blacklip abalone)
Lineage: Eukaryota; Metazoa; Mollusca; Gastropoda; Lepetellida; Haliotidae
Exons: 5
Coding region: 97-1155 (352 amino acids)
Source: RefSeq, a predicted model, not a curated record